Messenger RNA from Spinacia oleracea (spinach), 988 nucleotides. RefSeq names its product dirigent protein 23-like. The transcript has a single exon. Bases 32 to 655 code for a protein of 207 amino acids. NCBI's taxonomy places the organism in Eukaryota, Viridiplantae, Streptophyta, Magnoliopsida, Caryophyllales, Amaranthaceae. The record is from RefSeq and is a predicted model, not a curated record.
UUCGCCAUAUUGAGAGCAAAUUAAAUAAAUCAUGACGAAACAUCUAGCAAAGGAAAUUCAGAUUGUGAAACUCGUUAUUUUCACAAUCACAUUCGUCGUAACGUUUUGCCAAAGUUGGGCAUGUGCUCAUGAUAAUUGUGACUCAACAUGGGCAAAAACAGUUGGUCGUGGAAGAAAGCAAAAGACUACCCUAGAGUGUUACUACCACGAUAUUAUUAGUGGGGAGUCCCCAACUGCAGUAUUAAUUGCCAAGGCCAACGGAAGCACUAAUGUUGCUCCGUUGGCCUUUGGGAAUCUAUUUAUAUUCGACGAUUCCUUGACUGUGGGUCCUGACCCUACGUCGAAGCUCGUGGGACGGGCUCAAGGGAUGUACGGUUCGGAUUCCCUAGGGGAGGUGGGCCUAAUCAUGGCUAUGGGGUUCACUUUCUCUGAGGGUAUCUACAAUGGGAGCUCCAUUAGUAUUAUUGUCCAUAACCCGAUCACGGUUAAACAUAGAGAGUUACCCAUUAUUGGUGGUACUGGGCUUUUCAGGAUGGCUCAAGGUUAUGCUGUGCCAAAUACUUAUAUGCUUGAUCUCUCUACUGGUGAUGCCAUUGUUGGCUAUAAUGUUACAAUAUUUCACUAUAAGAAGGAUUAUAUUUAUAUGGGAUGGUGAUCCUGUCAAAAAAAUAUUGAGUAUGUUGCACACUCAUUGGUUAUUAUCACACUGUCGAUGCAAUAAAUAAAACUAAGUAGUGAACAUGUACUUGUAUUGUUUUAGCUUUUAUCUACUAAAAAAGGCUUCCUAAGCCCUAAAACAAACCAAAAAUGGGCUGUGCCUAACAGUGUUAACAUGUUACCAAAUUAAUAUUACGUUAGAAAUGUGAUCCAUUAUCCCAUAUUCCCAUGUAGCGUACUGUAGUAAUUGUCCUCUAAUGCGUUCUGAUACCCCUUCACAUAAUGAGUCAUGAGUUUAUAACCCCUAUAAAAGGUGGAUAGCGAUUUUAUU